GGUCCGCGGCGAACGUGUGUCGAAAUCAACCCGCCCGAAUCCGAAACUUUAUCGUAUUCACUAAUUGUUAUCUAAGUGCGUGCUCAAAGGAGUUUUGGAAGUUACAAUAUUUCGGCUUAGUAAAAAGGCUGAGAACCAUGGAGACCCUCAUUCAAUAUUUACUCCUAGCUCUCGCGCUGACUUCAGUUCAAAUAUCCUACACAGAGAGCCGUUUAAAUGAAAAACGCAGGGAUAAAACUGAAAGGAGAUACCACGCGGCGCAAGCUAAGGACAAUAUGUGUGAAAUUGCCAACCGAGAAUCAAAAGUACAUUGCUACUGUGAAAAUACAGAAAUUAAAACAGCUACUCGAGCCGACUGCUGGGUAUUUAACGGUGGCAUUGAUGAAACCGAUCCAAUUUGGUCAAGUUUCAAUUCCCAGCCGCUCCUUGAAAAGCUUACGUUCAACGUUCGAUCGGACGGUGCACUCAAAUUUGUGCCACUUAACGUGAUUCACAAGUUAAAACGGUUGCAGAAACUACAAAUACAUUACGCCACGCUAAGCAAGAUCGAAAAAAAGACCUUUACGAACAUGUCGACAGUGAGAGAAAUAACGUUAAUGAACAACAAAAUAAUGGAGUUGGACUUUUCCGCGUUCGCAAACCUCCCGUCGCUCGUAAACUUGACUAUAAAAGGAAAUAAAGUGACCGAGAUCCAGAGGGAUGUUUUCGUCGAUUUACCGAGUCUCAGAUAUCUCGAUUUAUCGUUUAACAGUAUUAAUCUAGCUCACGACGGAUGUUUCGAACAUCUAAACGUACUCAACGAUCUGGUAUUGGAAGCGAAUUUAAUUUCGGUUCUAACCAGGGACACUUUUAGGGGCCUUGCUAAUUUGACGAGAUUGGAUCUGAGGUCCAACAAGUUAUCAAUGAUUGGAGAUUUGACGUUUAUCGAAUUGUGGAAUCUGAACGAGCUUCUUUUAGAUAAUAAUGAAUUGAAAUAUCUAUCCGAAAGAGCCUUUGACGGAUUGGCGAUGCUUCAGAAAUUGUCUAUGACUGGAAACAAAUUACAAAGCAUCAACGAAGUGCUAUUGGAAGGCGUUCGAGGGCUCGAAUUAUUGGAUUUGAGAAAUAAUGAAAUUGAAUUAUUUUCUUAUGAAACUGUGAAACCAAUUUUGGAAAAUUUAAAGCUUAAAACAUCAGUGCUGUAUCUAAGCGGUAACAAAUUAAGAUGCGAUUGUCGUCUAUCCUGGAUUCAAGUUCUGCGUAAUGAAACAAAAAGCGAACCCCUCAGACAGGCUCUUGACGAAGUCACUUGUAUUCCGAAUGUACGAGAGAACAUUGAUAAUGCACUAAACCCUAAAAGCAAUGAUGGUAAAGAUCUUAAAACAGAUUUGGAUGUAGAUGCUGAUGAUGACUCUUUCCAACAAGAUGGUAAUGAAGAUGAGGCGUAUAGUGAAGCAAAUGGUGCAUAUAAAUUGGAAGAUGAGAAAUCAAUCAAUCAAGUUGUAUUGGUGGAUAUGCCACCUGAAUCUUUACCUUGUCCCGGUCAAUUAGGACAAAACGGAGAAGAUUCAUUAAUGCUUUCAUCUAAAGAUGAAAAUUAUUGGCAAUCUAGCUCAAGCGUAAAAUUAGUCUCAAGUGUUUUCGUAAUAUUUACUACGCUUUUAUUAAAUCUUUUUCAUUGAAUUUUUAUGAACAUUCCAACGAUGGCUCAAUACAACCAGAAUUUCCGUGUGUAUUCUAACAUAAUUGCGUAUUCUGUAUAAUUUCCCUCGUUUUUAUAAGGAAAAAAGACUGGUUAAGAAUAUUUAAUUAAAUUAUUCCGUAGCGAAUAGUCUGAUUGCGACAGCGAAAUUAUACUGUUAGGGUACAGAACAAUGAUUGUAGGUUGCAAAUAUUUUAACGCAAUAUUUUUGUGUGUUAUAUAAAGG
This is a messenger RNA of Zerene cesonia (dogface butterfly), 1907 nucleotides long. Its product is annotated as connectin-like. The transcript has 3 exons. The coding region runs from base 138 to 1661 and encodes 507 amino acids. The record is from RefSeq and is a predicted model, not a curated record. Gene Ontology annotation, molecular function: protein binding. Lineage: Eukaryota; Metazoa; Arthropoda; Insecta; Lepidoptera; Pieridae.